This is a messenger RNA of Serinus canaria (Common canary), 1599 nucleotides long. It is a transcript of the gene ZFYVE21, whose product is annotated as zinc finger FYVE-type containing 21. The transcript has 8 exons. NCBI's taxonomy places the organism in Eukaryota, Metazoa, Chordata, Aves, Passeriformes, Fringillidae. The record is from RefSeq and is a predicted model, not a curated record. The coding region runs from base 120 to 863 and encodes 247 amino acids. Gene Ontology annotation, molecular function: metal ion binding.
GGCGGGGCCGGAGAAUCGCUGCUUUCCAUUGGUUAGGUGCCGUGCCCGUCGCGCAGCGCCGCGCGGCCAUUGGGCGGCGGCGGCGGCCGUCCCGCGGCGGCGGCGGCGCGCGGGGGAAGAUGUCGGGCGGCGACGCGAAGAAGCUGGUGCGCUCCCCCAGCGGGCUGCGCAUGGUGCCCGAGCACCGCGCCGCCCGCAGCCCCUUCGGCCUGGACGAGCCGCCCUGGGUGCCCGACAAGGAGUGCCCAAGAUGUAUGCAGUGUGAUACAAAAUUUGACUUCAUAACUAGAAAGCACCACUGCCGAAGGUGUGGGAAGUGUUUCUGUGACAAGUGCUGCAGUAAGAAAGUGCCUCUGCCUCGCAUGUGCUUCGUGGACCCCGUGCGGCAGUGCGCCGAGUGCGCCCUGGUCUCGCAGAAGGAAACGGAGUUCUACGACAAACAGCUCAAAGUGCUCAUGAAUGGUGCUACAUUCUUUGUAACUCUGGGAACAUCUGAUAAAUCUGAGCUCAUGGUUUGUCGACUUUCCAACAACCAGAGAUACCUGGUUUUGGAUGGAGACAGCCAUUAUGAAAUUGAAAUUGUACAGAUUUCAACUGUUCAGAUACUUACAGAGGGAUUUACUCCUGGAGAAAAAGAUAUUCACACUUACACCAGCCUUCUGGAGAGCCAGCCUGUGACUGAAGGAGGCAACACUCGUGCUGUAGGAAUGAUCCUGCAGUACAAGGUACCGGGGUCGGACGAGGUGAUGCAGAUGAAGUUUACUGCCGGUGAAGACUUCAGCUGUAACAAGAAGCUGUCAGCAGCCUGGCUGGCAGCUAUGCAUAAGGCAACAAAACUGCUCUAUGAGUCUCGGGACCAGUGAGAACUGCAGAUGUGGCCUCCUGAGGGCACACACAGACACCAGCCUUCACAGACAUGCCUCUCACUUUGUGCUGAUUUGACAGCUGGAAAUAUUUGCUGGUUUUGACUCUCUCUCAUUCCAGCGUGGUUCAUUAUGUAAGAACUGGCAAAUGCAAUGUGAGUAUUUUUUUGAACCAUGAGUAUUCACGGUAGUGUGCAAUAUGUAUACAGUUAAUGCUUUAAACAGCCUCACCUUUUAAGACUUUGUAUAUUUUGUUAAGCCUUUACUGGCACUUAAUAUGAAAGUGAACUGCACUACAGCUAAUGUACAGCACAACUUUUAUAGUAACCAUUAUAUAUAUACUGUUUGCUACAGGAAGCAAACAAAUGUGUAUGUCUCUUCUGCAGAGAAUAGCUUUUGGGUAUAGAUCUCAGGUUUUUCCCUCUAUCCAAAUGUUUAAAAUCAAUGUACAAAAAAAAAAAAACAAUCUGCCUUAGAUAUGAUUUUAUAGAAAUCACAUGGGUUUUUUUAAACAUUUAAUUUUAAACAUCUAAAUUUUUCACUGAAUACCACCAAAUUUGACUUGUAUGAACUUGACCGUGAAACUUCACUUCUGUAAUAAGCUUCCAGAAUAAUUUUUAGUUUUGUAUUUUCUUUUUUGGUAACGAGCUUUUGUUAAUCUAACUGUAAUGCUGUCUGAAAUUGUAUACAAUUUAAUGUACAAAUAUGAAUAAAUUAAUUCACUUAUUUAAAAAAA